Xenopus laevis (African clawed frog) is the source of this 3003-nucleotide messenger RNA. RefSeq names its product spermatogenesis-associated protein 1 (gene spata1.S). The transcript is spliced from 10 exons. The coding region runs from base 1528 to 2841 and encodes 437 amino acids. NCBI's taxonomy places the organism in Eukaryota, Metazoa, Chordata, Amphibia, Anura, Pipidae. The record is from RefSeq and is a predicted model, not a curated record.
UCCACACCAUUCUUAAAGGCAUUAACUGAAUCAGCCAUCACAACAUCACCAUGUUGGUGCUAUAGUAAAAUAAUAAUAAUAUAUUCCAUUAUAUAUAAUAGUUAUGUAUGAACAAACCCACUAGUGCAUCAGAAAUCAGCCUACAGUCGUCAGUCUCUCUUUUUUUUUAUUUAGCUGAUUGAACUUCAUGUAUACCAAGUCCCAGAUAAUCUAUGGAACUUCAAGUUAAAUAAAGUCUCCACUGACUUGAUCAGUAAGUUCAUGUCAGUUGGGUUUAUAAGGUAAGUAUAAUCUUUAUUACCAAAGUGCAUAUCAUGUAAUUAUCUCCUUAUCUGCCAUUUUCAAUUAUGGCAACUGUAUGUAAAGACUAUUAUUCCAAUUUUUAUGAGAACCAGCAAUACCAUCUCUGCAUUGGCUGCUAGACUGGAGGGUGUGUUUAGUAUUCUGAGUUGAGAAGAACUGAGCAUGCCCAGUAGCCAAGUCAAAGGAAAUUCCUGAGGGAGGGAGGGGAUUGGAUAAGAGGAGGAAAAGGAAUCCUAGGUGAAUGCUGCAGCAACUGGAGAGCAAGUAUUUAAAGAUUUCAAAGAGGCUGAAUUAUUUAAAAAAAAAAAAAAAAUACAUAUCCUUUCAGUGGAUUCUGUCUUAAAAAAAAACAUUUUAAAAUAUUUAUAAUGCCUAAUUGAUGAUGGUUCAUUUUAUGUUAGUAAAUAUAUUUUUCAUAAAAUAACACACUUUUAAACUGGGAGGAAUUAUUUCUUUUGUUGAUAGCACAAAAUCCAUGUUGUGACAUUUGGACUGCAGCAUUUUAUCCUUGCACAGAGCCCUAUGUCAGAAUACAAGAUAAGCCUGCAAUGAAAAUCAUGAAAAUCAUAAAUUGCUGGAGUGGAUUAUUUAAAGCAAUUUAUAAUUCAAAUGGCAUUGUUUUGAUGCUGCAGCUUGGUACUGAUUUUAUGUUAUGCUCAUUGGAAAAAAAGUUGAAAUCUUUUUUAUGUAUUGCACAAGUUUCAUGCACCUGAUUCAUUUUUGGUAUAUUACAUCUUAAAACUAAUUGCAGACCAUAUCCAAAAUACCAUUUGCCUUUCAUUGCAGCUUCUUCACUCAGGAUAUUAUAACCUCUUUCCUUCCACUCAGAAUUUCUGAGGAAAAGGUUGAAGUUGUAUAACAGGGGGCCUGUGUAUUUUCUCUACAUACACUUCAUAUUCUCUUGAUGCAUGUUUGAAACUCUAAGGGUAGGACUACAUGAACGUUUUCUGCUUGAUUCAAAGCGAUGCAACAAAACGACGGAGUCAAAUCGCAUGUGACAUAAAUAUGGAAAUGUCGGAUGAAGUUGCGUCGGAUCAAAGCUGCUAAAUCAUUCGACAAUGCAUUCACUUACCUUAUUUCCGUCUCAUGCUAUUUGAUGCCGUCGUUUUGUUGCAGCGCAUCUGAUCGCCCCUAAAACAUCCAUGUAGUCCUACCCUUACUUGACCAAAAUAUUUUAACAUUUUACAUGUGCUUUUAUUUUAAUUUCAAAGGGUGUCACCUGACAUGAAACUGCAAACACUGAGAGAAAGACUUGGAGAAUACCUCGGUGACGACAUUGUACUUGAUAAGUUUGCUUUCCUAAAAUGUGUUGGGAGAAGCCUAGCAGUGGUAAAAGGAAAGCAAGAACACGAGUUAAGACUGAAGUCGUUUGCUCCACCUUAUGCUACGCAACCUGAAUUGUAUAUACUUAUGGGAGCAGAAUAUGAGGGAAGUACAUACGGUUCAUCCGUCAUUUCUGAUGAAUAUAAUACAUCGGACAGAUCAUCAUCUAGGCUUGUCCAACAAAGCAACAUCCAGUCAAUAAGUCACCCAUUUAGUGAAAUAAGUGUUAAAGAGCCCAUACCGUCUCGAGAAGAAAAGCAGGACAUCACUUCUACAUUUACCAGAAAAGAAGAAGACAUAGUGAAAAGCUUGAAUCUGUUUCAUCUUGAAGAACAAAAUCAGACCAAAGAGAAACAUAUUUUGCCUAUGGGACAAGGAAAGAUGCCAACAGCUGCUAGUAAAAUCACAGAACAUGAUACGGAUGCAAAAAAUAGCAAAGGAAGAAACACAACAAGGGAUUCUGGUAUUCCUGAAUCACUUGGUGGAAGAGAAACUGAUCACUUGCAGACGAACAGGUAUAAGGAAUUCCUAGAACAGCUUCUACCUUCAGAUUCUACCAAGAGCCACAGUGAAAAAAGGAAUGACCAGUUUGGUGAUAAUUCCUUUAGACCUCUACUGGAACCUGCACAGUACCAUGCUCCUCCAUCCCCUCCACCCCUGCUGGCUUUUCCUACAGUCAAAGCUCCAGUACCCAAGGCUGCAACACAAAAGGUAUCUCUGAUCCAACAGCUGAACCAACUUAAAGAUGAAAGAAUGCAAAUGGAGAAAACUAGGGAAGAGCUGGUCAGGAAAGCAAAGACUCUGAUUGAACAAUACAAACUAAAGAGAUACCAAGCUCGAAAUUCCUGGAAAAAGAAAUAUUUUGAAAGAAAAAAAGUCACAUCAAUGCUUGAGGAGACUCUUAUCAAGCAGCGUAAUGACUUGGAGGUAUACUACAAAAAACUAAUGGUACAACUUGCUGCCCGAGAUAGCAGAAAGCAUUCCAAAGCCCCAGCAUUAGCUACUAAUUCAAAGAAUUCUGUCAUAAUGUCAAUAACCACAAAACAGCAUGAACUUGGUCAACUGAAACGCAAAGUAGAGAAUGCAAGGAUCAAGCUUCUGAUUGAAAUCAAGAUGAGGAAACAAGCAUCGUCUGAACUGAAUGUUCUCAAAGCAGAGCUGGCACAGAAGAAGGCCCAGUCAUCAUUAAACACCCCACCAGUUUUUGCCCAUUGAACUAGCAAUCUGAAGCUUAGUCCAGAGUAUUACCCAGAACAAUAUGGGGCAGAUAUAUCAAGGGUCAAAUUGAAAAUUAGAAAUUUUUAAAGGGGACCCGUCACACAAAAAAAUAAUUUCAAAUCCUGUUUUAUCAUGCUAGUCAAGCAAAAUGAACUUUAA